Molecule: messenger RNA, 995 nt
Organism: Pseudophryne corroboree (corroboree frog)
Lineage: Eukaryota; Metazoa; Chordata; Amphibia; Anura; Myobatrachidae
Gene: MRPL16
Product: mitochondrial ribosomal protein L16
Exons: 4
Coding region: 94-858 (254 amino acids)
Biological process (GO): mitochondrial translation
Cellular component (GO): ribosome; mitochondrial large ribosomal subunit
Molecular function (GO): rRNA binding; structural constituent of ribosome
Source: RefSeq, a predicted model, not a curated record
UGUUCCUUUUCCCAAUGACGUCACAUCGUCGCAAAAAUGGCAGUGUGAUAGUGGCGAUCCGUACCCUGCUAGCCCUCUCUUCAGCUCCCAGUGAUGGCGCUGCUGCCGCAAUGGAGUCGCUUGACGGGGCUUCGCCGUGUCCUGCUGACUGGUUGUGCGUCAAACACACAGAAAACGCUGACUGCUGGACUGCGAACACACGAGCCCCUCCCAGAUUUUAGAGGGGCCAGCAUGAAGGAGAGACCGAAACUGCGCUUCAUGAAUAAAGCUCCUGAUCUUGUUAAAGUAGUGAAAGAACCGAGGAACUUAAAUGAUAUCCGCGGCCCUGCAAAAGAGGGACGGGACUUCAAGGAGGGAGAGUAUGGCAUUUUGGCUCUAGGAGGGGGUUACUUACAUUGGGGUCACUUUGAAAUGAUGCGUUUGACCUUAAAUCGCAAAUUCGACCCCAAAACAACCUUCAGCAACUGGCUAAUAGAAGCCCCCAGCAAACCCAUUACACGCAAAGGACUGGGUCAGCGCAUGGGAGGCGGAAAGGGAGCAGUCGACCAUUACGUCACCCCAGUUAAAGCUGACCAGCUUAUCUUAGAAGUGGGAGGCCGCUGUGAGUUCGAGGAGGUGUUGCCGAUGCUGACGCAAGUGGCCAAGAAGCUUCCGUUUCCGGCUCAGGCUGUCAGCAGGGAAAGUCUGAGACAGGCCCGAGAGGAGCUGGAAGAGCGAAUCCGAAACAACCAGAACCCAUGGACUUUUGAGCGACUGGUAACACGUAAUAUGAUGGGUUGCCGAAAGUAUCUCAGCCCAUACGACCUUCAUUACAAGGGCAGAUAUUGGGGCAAGUUCUAUAUGAAAAAUCGUGUAUGAAAUGAAUGCUUGUUCACCUUCAAAAACCAUGUUGAGGCAUUGAACCACAACAAAAUGGAGUCUGUUAUGCUAGCCUGUUCUCUACCAACAAUUGUAACUUCUGUCAAACAAUUAAAAUCUUACUGUUUUCUAUUUAA